Magnusiomyces paraingens is the source of this 2061-nucleotide messenger RNA. RefSeq lists its product as uncharacterized. The coding region runs from base 1 to 2061 and encodes 686 amino acids. Lineage: Eukaryota; Fungi; Ascomycota; Dipodascomycetes; Dipodascales; Dipodascaceae. The record is from RefSeq and is a predicted model, not a curated record. Gene Ontology annotation, cellular component: nucleus; endoplasmic reticulum. The transcript has a single exon. Gene Ontology annotation, biological process: regulation of transcription by RNA polymerase II; endoplasmic reticulum unfolded protein response; phospholipid biosynthetic process. Gene Ontology annotation, molecular function: transcription corepressor activity.
AUGGACCGCAUUGUCAAACCUUCCUCAGACUCAUCUGACAUUCAGCUGGCUGCUGAGGCCCUCCAGAGCUUGAGAUCUUCAUCUUCAUCUUCAUCUUCAUCUUCAUCUUCAUCUUCAUCUUCAUCUUCAUCUUCAUCUUCAUCUUCAUCUUCAUCUUCAUCUUCUUGUAAUGGACCUUCACAUCUUUCUUCAACCUCUGCUCAAGACUCCUUUAACCACAAACAAUCCACAAGCAAGUCUGUUGCAACACCUUACAAUAACAAUAACAACAACCAUACAAAUCAUCAUUCCUCGAUAAUUAUGGCAAACAGACACUCUCCAUACCAUUCAAGAUCAUCUUCGGUAUCUUCAUCAACCUCUUUUGCUCCAUCAAACCUUGCAAAUGUUCCAGUUCUUCCACCGACCUCGUCCUCAUCUGCAUACAACUCCCCUGCUGCGUCCCCUCCAGUGCUCUCUUCAGCCCUAGCCUCCCCCACUAUUGGCUCUCCAGAUAUGCUCCCCCAACAACAGUCCUCCUCUACUUCUACCUCAUCCCAAGUGAAACUCCCCAGUAUUGACUCUGCCGUCUUUCUUUCAACUCCAUCUGACCCCUCAACUAAAGUAAACUUGUCUUCCACAACCCCGAAACCCAAAUCCGCAAACAAACGUAAACUCACACCAGGCUUUUUAAACCCACUGGUAUCCUCGGCCGCAAAAAUCUACGAGCAAAGCAAGUCCUAUUCCCCACGAUUCCGUUACUCGGCAGAAAAACUUGAAUCAGUCAUCUCUUCUCGCAUGAAUACAAACUCACCCAAACCAACCCUCCCACCGCUGAGGGCCUCCGACAAGACUCUUCCGCCUCUCAAUAGUUCAUAUGAUCAGGAACAAAAUAGAGAGAAACCACCUGUCAAGAAAAAACAGCGUUCCACAUGGCAAGGAAUGCUGGUUACGGCCUCUUCUAUCGCCACAUCUCUAUCAUCUGACAACAAACAACGUUUGAGAUACUGCCUGCAUUUACUGAAACUCGCAAACACUCACAUCGCCACCAAGGUUAACCAGCUCCAGGAAAUCCUACAAGAGGAACGCGCUGCCGCUUUGGCCCAGUCUAUUGCUGCAAACCAUGUCCCUACAACCCCUGGUUCAACAGGCCCUGCCCCCAACAAUAGCACCAAAACAGCACGAAACGCUUUUCUCACUCAAAAAGUCAACUCCAUAAAACGAGACAUUGUUUGGACUAUCCGCAAGGUUGUUUCUGCGCUAUCAACAUACGCAGGAAACUCUCUCCCCGAGCCUGCUCGUACUCAUGUCCGCAACUACAUUUUGCGGCUUCCUGCUCGAUGGGCAUCGUCACUCUCGGCCUCUAACCCCGUUUCAGGGACUUCAACCCGGUGCUCAACGCCUGGAACAACUGGAACAGGCUCAAAUACACCUACUAUAGAGUCUAUGCUUUCACCAGCUCACACAAAUUCCACAACAGUGUCUCUAGAAUCUAAGAAUCGACAACAGUCACUCUCAAGCUCUCGCACAGUUAGUGGAUCUUUCUCACCCAAAGACGAUUCUGAUUCCCCUCUUCUUCAAGGUGGUGUACCUUCAUCUACGAACAACAAUAAUAUUAACAACGACGGUGACUUGACUCCUUCAACUUCUGUUGCUUCUUCUGAGUCCAACACUUGUAGUUCUACAACGCUCAAUCAUGAGGAGCGACAACGGAUCCACACGGAUGCAGAAAUUGGAAACCGUGUGUUGUCAUUAGCCACUGAAGCCCUUGAAAUGUUGGGCUCUAUUAUUGCAAUUGUAGACGAGACCCUUGAGCGUGCUGAGAUUUGGUGUGACCGGUUUGGUCGUGUUGGUCUUGCUUCGGGUCAAAAUCAGAGCCAGCGGCAACAACAGCAAGAAACAGAGCACCAGAGCAUACGGGAAAAUGCAGAUGAAGGUUCUGUUAAUAAAUCUGUGGUACAAGGUUCCGGAUUGUCUACGUCUAUUGGGGAUAGUGACUCAGCCGCAAAUGGACUAAAGCAGCGGAUAGUGGUUGGAUCUGGGGAAGGUUUCAAGCAUGAAGAUGUAGAAAUGAGCGAUAGAUGA